AAAAAAUAUGGAAGAAAGGCAUCGAAAAUUCAUCGGUAAUAUUUCCACGAUUGAAAUUCAUCCGAACGAAAUACAGACACGAACGAAACCCUCGGGCAAGUGUAAAUUUAGAAAGUUCGAAAAAUUAGCAGAAACUAAAAAAUUGGAGUGAUUUAUUUAGGAAAUUGUUUCAUUUUGGCAACAGGGAUUUUCGCUGGUGAAUUUUUUGUGUGGAAGAUAAUGGCCGAAGAAAAGGGAGAAAUUGAAUCAGCUGUAGCUGCACCACCACCACCGCCACCAUCUGUGCAAAUCCCUCCUCAAUACGAUGUGAAUGCUAAGUGGGAUUACUGUAUGGAUUUGGGUCUGCGUCGGGUUUUCUACUCCACCCUUGCUGGUUCCGCAACUGGCCUUCUCCUCUUCCGGAGUCCUGUUACGCGAUGGGCAUCGGUAGCAUUUGCUGCUGGCCUUGGAGUAGGAUCUGCAUACUCAGAUUGCUCCCACAAAUUUGAGGGAUCUGCAAAAUCAACACCCAGUGUUUCUGAAGCUCCAAAGGAUAGGGAGCAAUGAAGCAAUUCCCAUGGAGAUUUUUGGGGAAACUUGAUAUGAUGUUGUUGGAUUUGGGGACUUUGUCCUUUUUGUUACAUGGUUGAUUGUUUAGAAUGAUGUAUGCAACUUUUACAUGAAUCUGAGUGCAUUUUCUUUAACUCGGUUAUUAGAAUCAAGUGAAGAGGGAGGAUCAUGGAAAAGCUAAUAAUUGGUACUGUAGUGGUAUGCUCUUUAUAGAGUCUAUUGGCCCCCAUUUUGCAAGAGCUUUUAUCAUGGUGUAGAAUGUGAAUGCACUCGAAAGAAAUUAAGAUCCAUGGUGUCAACUUAAUUAAAAGAUCUUAUUUUUGGGUAUAAGAGGUUUCUGUAUUUCCAUAGUUUGGAGCGUUCUCAAUCUGUGUUUGCCAUUAUAUUGUUUGGUAGGACAUGGACCGUUUUAACCUUGUUCCGAUUGGAAUAACAAUGCUGUGACGAUAUCCAUGCUUGGUCGCUUGAAACAGGAAAUACCAUUCGUCCAUGAUGUUGCAUGUUUAGCUGUUCCAAUGAAUGUCAAGUUUCCUUGUGCUUCUGGUUUGCUUAAAAUUUUAGGAAAGUUAGCGGGUCUUGGGUUCAAUGUCCAUGUAGGUAUCAACUGUGUUGUUUGAUUUCAUAUUUCUACAAAAUGUCUUCUAUUGGUGGUGCCUGGUUUUUGCAAGUCCUCUUAGGGUAGUGUGGUAAGGUUUUCUUUUUAUGGGAUAUGGUGAUCUCAAGCGGAAUGCACUCUUUUUGUCGUAACUGGAGAGAUGAUCGGGAGUUUUGGACUGUAAAUUUAAUAGUCAUCUACUAUAUGGAUCAAUCUAGCCUUAGGAUCAUUGUAUUGGAAGGUGUUACGACUAGACGUUAUAUUGUGAACACUACAAAUUGUUUGUGUAAACGAUCUUGUACUCCUUUUGUCCCAAAAUUAUUUUUGAAAUUUCACUUUUAGUACAAUUUUAAACUAGAAAUAAAAAUUCGAACUAUACAAUAAUUU
This is a messenger RNA of Oldenlandia corymbosa var. corymbosa, 1531 nucleotides long. The record is from the annotation of a GenBank genome assembly. Lineage: Eukaryota; Viridiplantae; Streptophyta; Magnoliopsida; Gentianales; Rubiaceae.